Electrophorus electricus (electric eel) is the source of this 3127-nucleotide messenger RNA. Lineage: Eukaryota; Metazoa; Chordata; Actinopteri; Gymnotiformes; Gymnotidae. The record is from RefSeq and is a predicted model, not a curated record.
CGACAACGGAAUUAAUGAAUUAAAAGGUGCUGAGAUGCAGAACUCGAGCGGCCGAAUACUCAUUUUCAUCUACGGUGGGAGGCAGAGUUAAAGCGAGAGGGAAAACAGUUUGCUUAGAACUUGUGACAAACUUUAACAAAAAGUUCUAGCACCUGAGGGAGGGGAGAGAGAGAGGACCGGACAGCCAAUAUCAUUACAUAAUAAACCGAUUACGUCCAAGCAGGACCGGUACCGACUGACACUCGACUCUAGGAUGAGCAAAUGAUUAAACUUCUGUAAACUUUAUUCGCAAUAUAUUUAUUUGGUACACAAUUAGUAAUUUGGUGAGGAAAAAUGUAGAUGGGGCGUCAAAGACUAAAUCGAGAGAUUGUUGACACCCGUGGUGUGGACAUGUUGACAUAGUUGUCAACAGUGCAUUCCACUCUGAGCUUGUGAAAGGGGACUCUUAUUGGUCUCAAGUUCCCCUCUGAUGUUUCCUUGGUCUGAAAAAUUGAAGUAGAUUUUUGUCAAAAUUACACAUUCACAAAGCAAGAGUCAAGUUCUAAUCACAAGAAAGCAUGUGCAGAGAACCAUCCAAUGAAAGAGAGCACGUGGAGAGAACUAUCCAAUGAAAGAGAGCAUGUGGAGAGAACCAUCCAAUGAAAGAGAGCACGUGGAGAGAACCAUCUAAUAAGAUAAUGAAGGCUACUGCAGACACCACUGAUAUUUCCAUGACUUCAGCAACUCCCCCCUCCUCCCGUAGCUCCUCCCCCCAGAAGGUGUGCCACUCCCAGACACAAACAGAUGUUCUAAAACCGCUGCUGGGAGGAGGGGGUGGGGCUACAACGGGGGGUGGUCCUGCAAUGUUGAGGAGAAGGCGGCGUGUGCUUUCCAAGGAUGGGCGGAGCAACGUGCGCAUCGAACACGUCAGCGGCUGGGGUGCUCUCUACCUGCGUGACCUGUGGACGACCUUUCUGGAUAUGCAGUGGCGCUACAAGCUCUUCCUGUUCUCAGCCACCUUUGCAGGCACCUGGUUCAUAUUCGGUGUGCUGUGGUACCUGGUGGCACUGGUACAUGGAGACCUACUGGAGUUUGACCCACCCUCCAACCACACCCCCUGCGUGAUGCAGGUCCACACACUGACGGCCGCCUUCCUCUUCUCACUGGAGUCGCAGACUACAAUUGGCUAUGGCUUCCGUUGCAUCACUGAGGAGUGUCCAGUCGCCAUCAUCCUCCUCAUUGUGCAGCUGGUCAUCACCAUGGUGAUGGAGAUCUUUAUUACAGGGACGUUCCUCGCUAAGGUGGCUCGGCCAAAGAAGCGAGGUGGGACUGUAAAGUUCAGUCAGCAUGCUGUCGUGGCCAAUCACGAAGGCCAUCCUUGUCUCAUGAUCCGUGUAGCCAACAUGCGAAAGAGCCUUCUUUUAGGCUGUCAGGUAACAGGUAAGCUGCUACAGACGUCACUGACCAAAGAGGGUGAGACAGUACGUCUGGACCAGAGAAACGUGUCUUUCCAGGUGGACACGUCCAGCGACAGCCCCUUCCUCAUCCUCCCCCUCACCUUCUAUCACAUCAUCGACAACAGCAGCCCCCUCCGGGCCUGGGCCGCUAAGGGCGGGGGCUGGACAGACCCUGAACUGGCUGAUUUUGAGCUGCUGGUGAUAAUGAGUGCCACGGUUGAGCCCACCUCAGCUACUUGUCAGGUGCGCACCUCCUACUUGCCUGAUGAGAUCCUGUGGGGCUACGAGUUUCCUCCUGUCGUCUCGCUCUCCCCAUCAGGCAAAUAUGUUGCAGACUUCGCCUUCUUCGACAAGGUGGCCAAGACCAAGACACCCCCCCUUUUUAAACAAGCCUCACCUGCCAGCCCCCACUCACCCUCUCUCCAAGGCAACGUAGGUGGAGAAGGUAGAAGUGUCAUGGCGGACAAGACAACACUGGAAGAAAGCUACCAAGAGGGGAGGGGGCGGGACAGGGGGCGGAUCCAGGAUAGCAGCCCCCACAGUGUUCGCAUUAGUAAUGUGUAAGGAAAGAGUGGGUGGAGCUAGAGACAGGAAUUAGUAAACACAGCAGUGAGACUGCAGACAUAUUUUUGUUAAGUAUGACAACCAUUUAGGCACAGAGAGCUAAACAUAAAAUGGAAAAAGACAGAAAGGGGACACAGGAGAAAUAUAUACUAAUACUAAACUACUAAAACAACAGGAAUCAAAGGGUUUCAUUGUAGAUCAGCUGCUUGAGGAGUGAGAUUAAAGAUGAAUAUAUGUACACACACAUAGUAGCGCACACACACAUACACUGGGCCUGCCUAGCAGGAAAGAUUGUAUCAUCACAUUGCAACAGAAAAACAUAGUGCCAUCAGCUAAAAAGGAAAACAACGCAAAAGGAUGAACACCUGUACAGCUAUGUCAUAGAAAAUAGCUUUCAUUUUCUGUAUGUUAUUCUCUAUUUUAUUCUAAAGCAUAAAAUAACAAACCACUGUUAUGAGGGUAAGAAUAGAUCAGAGGAAUUAGAGCUAUUGUUAGCAACUGUCUUUGCUUUCCUUAUUGAUGGACUGAACUGAAAUGAUAUGACAUGUAUAUAUUUUUACUUAACUGUGCCAGUUGAGUACUCAUUUGAGUACAGUUCUAGUUUUUUAAUGUCUAGAGUAUUUAGUCACUGGAACUUAUUGAUGAGGUAUGUUAUUAGUACUAAAAGCACUUUAACUCAGUGAGAGCUCUUUCUGUGCAUUGGUUUGAAAGGAGAUUAAGUUUUGGUGUAGAGCUCUUCUCUCAAUGUCUGUGGGCAGCCAUGCCCUUGUGUCUCUGUGGCAUUUAAGCCUAUGACUUGAAGAAACGUAGGCUGGCAAAAAGCAUUUUUUCAACAUAAAAUUUCAUAAAUAUAGGAAAUACAUUUCUGAACUUUAAUAGACACUAUUGCAUAUCAACAGGAUAUAAAUGAACUCUUAUUUUUAUUGUUGUUGCCUUUGUUGUUGUAUGAGGCUUUAAUUAUUGUUUAAUAAGCAAAUAAAAGUGAUGUGUCCUUGUCUAUCAGAAAGAAGCUUACUGGACUUUCAUGCCCAGUAGGUCUCAGUUUUAAAAAGCCCAGUGUUCAGCACCUUAACUGCUAAUGACUUUAAAUGACUGCUUUUAAUAAAUUAUCACUUCUGAAGAGGUUA